Molecule: messenger RNA, 5395 nt
Organism: Vespa crabro (European hornet)
Lineage: Eukaryota; Metazoa; Arthropoda; Insecta; Hymenoptera; Vespidae
Product: tubulin glycylase 3A-like
Exons: 14
Coding region: 1562-4192 (876 amino acids)
Biological process (GO): protein polyglycylation; cilium movement; cilium assembly
Cellular component (GO): cilium
Molecular function (GO): protein-glycine ligase activity, initiating
Source: RefSeq, a predicted model, not a curated record
AAUCACGCUUCUAUCUAUUUUGAGCGUACUUUGUUCAAAUAAGAUCAGACAACGACAGUGUCAUGUUUAUCAUUUGUCAUUAAUCCUUUAGAUAACCAAUAUUGUAUCUUGUCAAACAUUCUAGUAUCUUAAAAAAUAUCUUCUCUUUUCCUAUAUGCCAGACUUUAUCUCAACAGCACGUUUUUUCUUACAAAUAAAAUAAUAACUCUGACGAACUUUAGUGAUAAUUGGUCAGAUCUCUUAUAUCUAAUGGUAAGUAAAUUUGAACAGAUUAAAUCCGAUAACAAUAUGACGUAUAAAUAUUAAUUGGUUACAAAAUGGAUCAUUCUUUUUACUCUAUAACAAGACUGAACGAUCGUUUUAUAUGUUAUACAACUUUGAUAUUAAAUGACAUUGCUAAAUCGAUCGAUAUGCUUAACUUCUGAUCUCUCUUUCUUUUUUCGAUGUUCGUGUGAAGUUACACAUUCGUGCUAUUUGAUCGAACUCGAUAAAGAUAAGAAAGCGAAUCGAUCUCGUUAUGAUAAUCAUCGAGAGAUAAUGUAUAAACGUUAUUUCACUAGUUAAAUUUUUAUCUAAUUUAUCGAUGUAAAAUCAAAGCCGUUCGAUCAAAAAUAAUGAACAUAUAUUUUUCGGAUUCUACUCGAAUAUCUGAUAGCUUUUCUGAGUGGAUCAAAGAUGUAUUCGUACAAGUGGGUCAAAGAACACGAAACGUUUACUUCACGGGAGUGAUCUGAUUAACCACGCGAUUGCUUUGACUUCUUUACCUAUAUUCGGUAGCACUAUAUGCGAGGCCAGAAGGCUGAAACCGAAAGAAGGCACCGUAGGAGGUGCCUGGUACGCUGCUCGUAAUCAACCACCACCACCUAGACAAGCCUCUCGCACGCAGGGCCGUUUCCUCUUUUAAUAUAUUUCCUAAAAUAAUUUCAAACCACUUAACAAUAUCCUCCCUUACUCCUCGUUUUAUCUUUCCUUUUCAUUUAUCCUUUUCAUAUAUCUUGAAAUUAUAAUAAACAAAGUAAUUCUUCCAUUAAUAAUCGUAACAGCAUUUAUUGGAGGAAUUUAAAUUAGAUGAAAAAAAAAAAAAAAAAAUAACAAUGUAAAAAUUAACGUUGCGAUUCUAUCAAAACAAAAAAGGAAAUACGCUUUUACUUAUCUCAAUUGGACGUCCCUGAGCUUUAAAACGUCCCUGAGUCACGCGCCUGCGGAAUUCCGAAUUGCAACCACUGACAUAUACCUUGUGUAUUCCUCGAUGAAGAAAGUUUAGUCCUGACCUGGUUGCCGACCAGGUCGGACUUUAUUAAUGUCUUCGUUUCUUUUUCUCGUGAAAGUGGAAUGACAAAUAGAAAUAUUUUUAUUUUUCGAUUUUUAGUAGGAUUUCUAUAAUAAUGCCAUUUGUGUUCGAAAAUAUGUUGACAUUUUUUUUAAUACGUUCAACAGGUGUUCCAGACAGUAGUAACGACGAUCUUGUUGAGGUGGUUCUUCGUAGGGAUGAAGCGAAACUCUUGAAAAUCAACUAAACGCAACCGAGCAGAAAUACUUCGCCGGUUAACAGGUGCGCUACAUGAAUGCCAUCAACGAUGCACCGCCGAGUUUCUGGAAAUUCGGUGAGGAAAAAGGGGAAAAUAAAAAUACAGAAAACAUCGAUAAUUCUGUUGUAAAAUGUGACGACCAGCUAGAGAUUCAUCACGACGAUAAAAAAAAUGAGGAAAAGCUUACGGAAGAUUCUCCUUGCGAGGUUUUGGACUCUGAUCUAUCAACAGAAUUAUCACCGACACUGCAAGAAAGAUUUUUAUGUGUCAAACAAAAAGUGAAAGAUGCAAUAAAUGCUCAUCAUACGUUUAUGAUAUAUGGAAGAGCAAGAGUGAUUCGUGAAACUUUGCUUAAGAAAGGAUGGUGCGAAAAAUUCUUUAGAAGAAAUUCUAAUGUCGAACAGUAUCUACAUGUUGAGUCUAAUCCAAUAGUAUUAUUAAGGGGUAUUGGUGACUUGAAAGAUCAACAAAGUGAACGACAAUUAAUUUCAAGAAUGCUGAGUAAUCAUACCGUCGAUUUUCUAUGGAACACAGGAUCGGAAUGGCCUGGUUGGCCUUCGCAAGAAAAUAAAACGACGGUAUUCAAUAGGUUCUAUCGCGCUGGUUUUACUUCUAAGAUUGGUCUAUGUUCAAACGUCAGACAGAUGCAUUGGUAUUACGAAGCUGGAGUAGCUAACACUCUAUUUCCACGUUGCUAUAAUAUAUGUCAGGGUGAUCAGAUGCACGCAUUUAUCGAAGACUUUCGAUUCACCACUUGCCUGAGUCUCUUGAAGUGGCUGGUAGACAAAAUCGAUACCGAAGGUGAGAACGCAACGCGAUCACCAACAGGUACGAUACCUUUGAAAGCUCUUGACUUUGCUAUCAAAAGAUGCAGCGAUUAUAUCAGUGCACAAUCGCACGAGGACAUCGAUCGAGAAACUGAAAAGGUUUGGUCUCAUCAAUGGGACCAGUUUAUUGGAUGGUAUUACAAAAUUGUUUCAGACGAUGCUGUAUUCAUUCGCAACAAUGUACCUUUUCAUAAAUACUUCCUGGCAGCACGACACUUGUUAAAAAGGAUUAAAAAGUAUUGGCCACAGAUCGAUAUGGAUGGUAUUAUGAACGUUUGGAUAUUAAAACCAGGAAAUAAAAGUCGUGGUCGUGGGAUUGUAUUAAUGAACAAACUCGAUCAUGUUAUUGCAAAAGUUAAUCCCUCGAACAAAGCGGAUGCUCGUUAUGUCGUUCAAAAAUAUAUUGAACGACCACUUCUCAUCUAUAACACAAAAUUCGAUAUAAGACAGUGGUUCAUCGUGACGUGUGCACAACCCUUAACUGUAUGGAUGUUUAAGGAAAGCUAUCUACGAUUUUGUUCGCAAAAAUUCUCCCUUACGGAUUUUCACGAAUCGAUUCAUCUCUGCAAUCAUGCGGUUCAAUGCAAGUAUAAAAAUUGCAUUGAUAGAGAUCCAGCACUUCCAACUGAUAAUAUGUGGGAUGCUACGACUUUCAAAGAAUAUCUCAGAUCUCAAGGUCACGGGGAAGCUUGGGACGAGCAAAUUUACCCUGGCAUGAAGCAAGGACUAGUGGGAUCCCUUUUGGCUAGCCAAGAAGCGAUGGAUCGUCGAAAAAAUAGUUUUGAAUUAUACGGAGCUGACUUUAUGGUUAUGGACGAUUUUUCGGUAUGGCUUAUAGAGAUUAACAGUCAUCCUGAUAUGAGCUAUUCUAGUAGCGUGACUACACGUUUAUGUAGGCAAGUCAUGGAGGAUACUAUCAAAGUGGUAGUAGAUUACCGAGAAAAUAAGAACGCUGAUACAGGAUUAUUCGAGUUAGCAUACAAACAACGCAUGCCAAGUUGUCAGCCCUAUUUAGGAGCUGCAUUAUCUCUUCAAGGUACUCGUAUUAUUACAAGUGAAAAAAAAUCUAAUUGGAAUCUGCAUGAAUCGAAGACGAGUCUUACGUCAAAAACCCCUGUGGUGCCUUUGGCUAAGAAAAAAUCUCUGGUACAUAGUCAGAUAGGACCUGUGAUAGUUGAUCUUAUCGAAGAAUUAGAAAUUCAAUUGGAUCAAGAAUUUUAUUCUUAUUAUAAAACGGAAUCGCCUAAUCACAGACAAGCAUUACCAGCAACUGCACCAGUAUUCCCAAGAACUUUAAAAUCAUCUGUGCCAUUUGAGAAACCUGACAGAAUGACAAAAAGCACGUCUGCUGGAACAGUUCGUACUCGUGCAACUACAAAACAUUCUCAUUUGGAUCAGUCAAAGGUAACGUAUAAGGAAAAAUCUUCAAAUCCAAAAAUUAUAAGAAAAGUACGUGCCACUCCUAUUACGACGAACAUUAAACACGAAGUGUCUUCUACGAGGCAAACAUUACUAUCAAAGAUUAUGGCUUUGCAACAACAAUCGUCUUACGUUGUACCGAAAGUAAACAAAUCAUUUAAGAAGAACGAGGAAAAGAUCAUUCACACAGCUGUAAGAGAUGCUAUGAAGAAAUAUAAGAGAACUGGAAAUAUUACAUCUAAUAUACCAACCAUACCGCCUUUACCAUCUUUACUUACACCACGUAACAAGGUCGCUCAUACGUCCACGACAAAAAAUAAAAGUCGAGCAUAUUCGAAAAAGACGAAUGAAAAAAGAAACAAAGUUCUGACGGAUGUCCCGAAUAUGUAUGCUUUUGGUCUUAGCUUAACAAAAUAGAUAAAUAAAUAAAUAAAUAAAUAAAUAAAUAAAUAAGUAAAUAAAUAAUUGAAUAAUUAAAUAAAUAAAGAAAAAACAAUUAUUUGCCGUUACAUAUAUUAAAUAUUAUAUAUCUUCAUUGUUAAUCUAAUUUUAAAUUUUAUCUUUAAUCGAUUUACAAUGAUAACGUUGACUCUGAUUGUAUAUUAUUAUGUUUUUAAAAUCUAAUUAUAUUGAUCAAUUUUCGAAAGAAAUCAAGAAAAAUUGAUAGUACAUAUAUAAUAAAAUUUAUUUAUCUAAUUGAAAAAUAGAAAAGAACUAUACCGCAUUUCAUCUGAUCGAAAGAUUUUAUAUUCUAUCGUAAAUAAUUUUUAAACGCGAUUGAUUUUAAAUCAAUAAUAUUGCAAGAUUUAUUUAUUAAAGAAAUUUAUUUAUCGUUUUCGUAAUCUACAUGUAUCAUGAAUGUUCCAGUGUUCCUGUAAAUGUCAUUUUUAAAUAUUCAUAACUUCAUGUAUUGCGUAAUAAUUAAUAUUGAAUUACUUUUAUCGAAAAUGAAAAAUUCUUAAUCCUUAUUCGUUUCCCUCAAACGUUGUCAAAGUAAAGAGUACAUAUAUUUAGAAAAAUAAAAAAACAUACAAUCAUUUCCGGUAAGUAUAUAAAUGUUAUAUUUUAUUUUAUUUAUUAUUCUUUAUGCUUUUAUCGUAAAACAAAUGAUCUACCAUCAAAGAAUUAUAUUAAAUACUACUUACUGUAAUUCACACGUAAUCAAUUGUUAUUUAUGCGUGAGAGGGGAAUUACUAACACAAGCAUACCGAUACGAUAAACGCAUGGUGGGGAUAGCGUUCCCCUUUUGCAUUCAUAGUUCAUAUUUUGUCCAUACUCGUCGCUGAAGUCAUACACGCUUUGAACAAAAGAUAGUGAACAGCCUAAACAUUAUUUCCGUUCGUUCUGUUAACACAACCAAACGAUGUUACAUUUAUAAAUUCAUAUUCACGUUUGCAAUAUGUUCUAUUGGGUUCAAUGUUAAUGAUAAAAGUUUUCUUUUGAUAAUAUUCUUUCAUAAAAUGGCACAAUCCGAUUUAAUUGUAAAUCAUCAAAGUUUUCUAAAUAAAAAUAUUGAAACGAUAAGAAUGAUCGAAAAUGAUAUGGAUAAAUUAAUCUUUCCUAAUGAAAGGAAAGAUAAUUUUCAAUGUACUUAUUUUCGACGUCGUACAUCCAAAACAU